Molecule: messenger RNA, 1946 nt
Organism: Neoarius graeffei (lesser salmon catfish)
Lineage: Eukaryota; Metazoa; Chordata; Actinopteri; Siluriformes; Ariidae
Gene: tbp
Product: TATA box binding protein
Exons: 8
Coding region: 183-1103 (306 amino acids)
Biological process (GO): DNA-templated transcription initiation
Molecular function (GO): DNA binding; RNA polymerase II general transcription initiation factor activity
Source: RefSeq, a predicted model, not a curated record
AGGGAAGUUAAAGCGCCGGAAGUAGUUUAGUGAGCAGGCGGAAUUGGUUGUAAAGGUUCAUGGUUUUGCGCCUAGUCUGAGACGAGGGCUCCUCACUAAAUGCUGUUGGACAUCUAAACUCAGUCUCUGGUUCCACCUGCGCUGAUAUCGUUCAUCUGUUGUUGGCUUCAUAACUGGACAACAUGGAGCAGAACAACAGCUUGCCUCCAUUUCCGCAAAGCCUUGCAUCACCUCAGGGGGCUAUGACGCCUGGUAUCUCCAUGUUUAGCCCUAUGAUGCCAUAUGGUACAGGGCUUACACCACAGCCAGUACAGAACACCAAUAGCCUGUCACUCUUGGAGGAGCAACAGAGACAACAGCAGCAGCAACAACAACAACAGCAGCAGGCGGCUUCUCAACAGCAGGGUGGGAUAGUGGGAACAUCAGGCCAGACUCCUCAGCUUUAUCACUCACAAGCAGUUUCCACCACCACAGCACUUCCAGGAAACACCCCUCUCUACACAACCCCUCUAACACCCAUGACCCCCAUUACUCCUGCCACACCUGCUUCAGAAAGCUCUGGCAUCGUUCCUCAACUACAAAAUAUUGUGUCAACUGUGAACUUGGGAUGCAAACUCGACCUGAAGACAAUAGCACUGCGAGCCAGGAAUGCUGAAUAUAAUCCUAAGCGUUUUGCGGCCGUCAUCAUGAGGAUACGAGAGCCCAGAACUACUGCUCUGAUUUUCAGUUCAGGCAAGAUGGUCUGCACGGGAGCUAAGAGUGAGGAGCAGUCUCGUCUGGCUGCCAGGAAAUAUGCAAGAGUAGUGCAAAAACUCGGUUUCCCAGCCAAGUUUCUAGACUUCAAGAUUCAGAACAUGGUUGGAAGUUGUGAUGUCAAGUUCCCAAUUCGACUGGAGGGCCUGGUUCUCACCCAUCAGCAGUUCAGCAGUUACGAGCCAGAGUUAUUCCCUGGUUUAAUCUACAGAAUGAUUAAGCCCAGAAUUGUGCUUUUAAUAUUUGUUUCAGGCAAAGUUGUACUCACAGGUGCAAAGGUGAGGGGUGAAAUCUAUGAAGCAUUUGAAAAUAUAUACCCUAUCUUAAAAGGAUUCAGAAAGGCACCAUAAUCCUGAUUACCUGCAACUUUCUUAUUGUAUUUGUUUGAGGGAACGGAGUUUACUAGGACAUCCAUUCUCUUAGUUUUUGUUUAUGUAAAUACUAUUUUAUUCACAGGUAGUGAAUGGAAAUUACUUUUAUUCUUUUUUUUCUUUCUUUUUUAAAUUCAGCUGGUUUGUGGCUGUUGGUCCACAAUUUUACCAGAAUCUUUUAAUGGUUUUACCAUCUGUAUUUUUUUUAAACAUUAUGCACAUUCCUUUAAUGAGCAGGCAGGUUAUUUUAGGCUCAUUUCUAGAAGUACCAUACUAUCAAGAUGGGGGGAGUGUUGGAUUUAAAGUGUUAAAUGUUACACCAUUAAUGUGUCUGGAUCAGUUCAAGUCCAUUUGUCCACAAAGGAAGCUAUAUGUGGUAAUGUGCACAGAUCAUUUGAAGUUUUUUGAUAUGCUGGGCUUUGCUUAUUUUGUUAAAGCAGAUGUGCAGUAUGAUGAGAGCUGCUUCUGUAAUUUCAUUGUAAUUCACUGAAGUGUUGCAAGUCUUCCGCCUAACUCUUAUAAUGAAUAUAAUAACGUUUGCAUCCAUGUUACUGUUGGCACUCCAAAUACAUGGUGCAGAUUGAUAACCAAUAGUUUUGCUCUACUUUUAGCCAAGUGCACAAGUCACUGUAGACCUUUGUCUAUUCAUAAAGUUUUUUGAAUGGCAGAGAGCCUGGACUGUGAUUUGGUGUAGAGAUAUAUACAUAUUCAUUAUAUGAGUUAUAUUCAACCUCUGAAGCCCUGCUAACGUAACUUUUUUGCAUCAGUUGUUAAUUUGCUUUGAAACAAGCAAAUAAAUAUUUCCCAUCUCUUUGCUUUGUA